Messenger RNA from Cajanus cajan (pigeon pea), 2247 nucleotides. RefSeq names its product protein GRAVITROPIC IN THE LIGHT 1. The record is from RefSeq and is a predicted model, not a curated record. NCBI's taxonomy places the organism in Eukaryota, Viridiplantae, Streptophyta, Magnoliopsida, Fabales, Fabaceae. Gene Ontology annotation, biological process: response to red or far red light; negative gravitropism.
UUUCCUCUGUUUUUCUUUCUUCUCUGCUUUCCUGAGUUCCCACUCUCUCUCUCUCUCCUCAUUCUCAUUAAAUUCUCUCUUUCUAGAAUUUUCUCUGUCCUCCAGCUGUGGUUUUUCUGUCCCUGCAAAACGCCCCAACUAGUCUCUCCUACACAGCCUCAACAACACAAACUCUUCAACUUUUCUUCUAACUGCUUCAUUUUUCCAUUCACUCUAGGAACCAUUUCAAUAUAUCGAGGGUGUUUCUACCAGGGUCGCACUUGUUGUGAAGUUAGAGAACAAGAAGAAAUAAUACAAAUAAUAACAUCGUAUUUUAAUUGCUCUGUCUGUUUUCUUGAGAUUUACGUUUCCCAAUGACGAGAAGUUGACACCUUCUUUCACCCUCAAUUUCUCGUGAUAUUUCUCAAGACAUUGGUGUGGUGGUGGCUUCUUGUGCAGAUGGAAUCAGUGAAGCCCUCGGCUGUGACCCCACGAAAGAAGUUGGCUCGGAGUUUCGCCAAGGUUCUUCAUGUGAAAGCAUUGAUUGGAAUUGCCUCAGUUGAUGGUUUGAAGAAUGUUGUUAUAUCUGAUGCAAAUCUCAAGGAUGAAGGGGGCAUGGUGAAUAAUAAGACUGCACUGAAUAAUAAUUGGUCAAGAGAUGAAGAUGAAGAGCUUCAAGAGAGAGUGGCCAACGAGGCUCUUUUAGCAAAGCUUUUUGCUAGCAUUUCAUCUGUUAAGGCUGCAUAUGCACAGCUUCAGUUUUCUCAGUCACCCUUUGACCCUGAUGGAAUUGAAGCUGCUGAUCAAUUGCUGGUGUCUGAGUUGAAGAACUUGUCUGAGCUAAAGCAAUGUUACUUGAAGAAACAGUUUGAUUCUUCUCCGGAGACGGAGAUUCUCGCGGCUGAGUCGAAGGAGCUGCAGGGUGUGAUCAAGACCUAUGAGAUCAUGGGGAAGAAGUUGGAGUCACAGGUGAGGCUCAAGGAUUCUGAGAUCAUAUUUCUUAGGGAGAAGCUAGAGGAGGCUAAUAAGCAGAACAAGGCAAUUGAGAAGAGGUUGAAUCAAAGUGGGCAAUUAUCUUCUGUGCUUGAUAAUCUUCACAUAUCAGGACUAAAUCCUAGCCAUUUUGUAACCGUUCUUCGCCACGCGGUUAGGUCAAUUCGGAACUUUGUGAGGUUGAUUGUGGAUGAGAUGAGAUCUUCUGGUUGGGAUGUUGAUGCUGCAGUUGAUGCCAUUGAGCAGAAUGUGGCUUAUUUGGUGGAAGAUCACAAGUGUUUUGCAAUUGAGGCCUUUGUUUGUAGAGAAAUGUUUGAUGCUUUUCACUUCCCAAAUUUCUCCCUUGCAAAUGAGUCUCUCCCUGAUAGAAGCAGGAUGCCACAGUGGUUCUUUGGGAAGUUCAAUGAGGUGAAAUCAAUGAAAGCCAAGGACUUCCUUGCUGAGAGGCCAAGAUCAUCAUUUGCAAAGUUUUGCAGGGUCAAGUAUUUGAGGCUUGUUCACCCCAAGAUGGAGUCAUCAUUUUUUGGCAACAUGAGUCAUAGGAACAUUGUGAAUGCUGGAGGGUUUCCAGACACUGCAUUCUUCACAUCAUUUGCUGAGAUGGCCAAGAGGGUAUGGCUCCUGCACUGCUUGGCCUUCUCAUUUGAGCCUCAGGUCUCAAUCUUUCAAGUGGGGAGAGGGUGUAGAUUCUCUGAUGUGUACAUGGAAAGUGUGAAUGAUGAAAUGUUCCUCUAUUCAGUGGAAUCAGAUCCACAUGUUGCUUUCACUGUGGUUCCAGGGUUUAGGAUUGGUAAAACUGUUCUACAGUGUCAAGUGUAUCUCUCACAGCACCAAAGCAAGGUUAAAAAAUUCACUUCAACAAAGCAAAGGUAGCAGUAGCAGGAGGAGCAGGAGGCACUGACCCCACAACACAGGUUCUUUAUUUCUUAGUGAAACUUUUUGGAGGGAAAUGAAGGUUGUGGCCUUGUGGUGGGGACUUACCUCUGGCUAGUAUCAAUGGGGCAUCUUUGUCCAUUUGUAUUUUGGCCAUUUUGAAAAGAAAAGCUAUUGGACCGUUGCAUUGGGAACAACCCUUUUAUUUAGAAUCUUUUUUAAUUUAUGCCAGAUUUAUCAAAGACAUCCCCCCAAAAUUUUAUUAUCAGGCCAGUGACAGGGAUUGUCUAGCUGUUAUGCAUCUUUACUAGACAUUGCAUUCUAUAAUAUGUACAUAAUGAUAUAUAGGUGGGAGUUUUAUAUUCCUCUUUCCCUUUUUCUAUGAGCCUUGGUUCAUCUCAA